GGAGAUUACUCGCCAUGUCCCAACCGUAAAAACCCUAUACCUACCCCUGUCAGGCGGGGGCUCCCCCAAAAAGGGUGGCCAGGCGGCCCAGGCCCUGGGCCGGAGCCGCGGCGGGUCAGCACCAAGAUUCACGUGAGCGUGGACGGCUUGGGCAACCCCUUGCGAUUCAUCCUGACCGCGGCAACAGCACGCUACAUCACCCAGGCGGAGGAGUUGAUCGCCGGUUAUGCUGGCGAGCACGUACUGGCCGACCAAGGGUACGAUGCCCAGGAGUUUCGCCAGCACAUCCUGGAACUGGGUAUGAUGCCGGUCAUUCCGCCCCGCUCGAACCGCAAGGCACCCGCCGACUAUGACCGGCAUCUGUACCGGGAGCGCCAUCUGGUGGAAUGCUUCAUCAACAAGAUCAAGCACUAUCGCCGGAUAUUCUCCCGGUUUGAGAAGCUGGACACCAGAUACCUGGGCUUCCUGCACUUCACCGCCGCUCUCAUCUGGCUACGGUGA
Molecule: messenger RNA, 501 nt
Organism: Geodia barretti
Lineage: Eukaryota; Metazoa; Porifera; Demospongiae; Tetractinellida; Geodiidae
Source: the annotation of a GenBank genome assembly